This is a messenger RNA of Aspergillus nomiae NRRL 13137, 1809 nucleotides long. RefSeq names its product Zn(II)2Cys6 transcription factor domain-containing protein. Gene Ontology annotation, biological process: regulation of DNA-templated transcription. Gene Ontology annotation, molecular function: DNA-binding transcription factor activity, RNA polymerase II-specific; zinc ion binding. Bases 1 to 1809 code for a protein of 602 amino acids. The transcript has 3 exons. The record is from RefSeq and is a predicted model, not a curated record. Lineage: Eukaryota; Fungi; Ascomycota; Eurotiomycetes; Eurotiales; Aspergillaceae.
AUGCCGACGCCAGUGAAACGGAAGCGGGCCAGUAAACCGAAAGUGCGGACGGGCUGUAUCACCUGCAAGAUCCGGAAAGUGAAGUGUGAUGAAGGCAAGCCCGCCUGCACCCGGUGCAUCAGUACGGGACGAAAAUGCGACGGCUAUGCUUCGCAGACGGCGCCAUCCAGCAUCUCCCAGCCGCUAUUGACCGUCACGACUGCCAAGUCGAGUACGGAGUCACGCGCGCUGGAGUUUUUCUUUCACAAGUCGUCUUCCCAGCUGGCCGGGUUCUUUGAAGGCUCGUUCUGGAAGGUCUCUGUCCUCCAACUCAGUCUUGUGGAACCCGCCAUUCGCCAAGCCAUCGCUGCAAUAGGCUCGUUGCAUGAGCACAAAGGAGGCAGUAGACUGCUCCCCUCGUUUAAUGCCGCAGGUGGCGAUCCACAUCCGGCCAUCCAGCUGUAUACCCGGGCGCUGCGCUCGACGAUCGAGAAAAGCGCCGCCGAUACAGGCGCGAUCCCCGUGGUCGUGGUGGCCAGCAUUCUGUUCACGGCCUUUGAGUUCCUUCGGGGGAACGCGUCCGCCGCAGCGUCGCAUAUCUCGAACGGUAUUAACCUGUUGUGGGCAUGGCGCGAGAAGACCGGUGGUCGGCCGAAGGUGCCGUGGGGCCAGGGGUAUUCGUCGUUCCAGUCGCACUUUGUGGAAACGGAAUUGGCCCCGAUCCUGAGUCUCUUCAACCUCAACAGUUCCGAGUUCCAUCCCGGCACACGCCGAAAGGUGUUGCUGAACCCGGUUGAUACCGGACUGCUCAUUCUAACGGACAGAUUUGAAAGCCUCCGCGAAGUCAGGGUGGCGAUGGUGGACUUGGUCACCGCCACUGCGGCGGUAUUCCAGUUAUUGGAUGAGAACUUACAAUCAGGAAAGCUACCAGAUGCUGGGUUGCUAACGAUCAUCGGCGGACUUCGGCAGACGCGCGACCGCUGGAAAACGAACUUCGAUGACCUGGUUCGACGGCAGGGCUCCACGUGGAACAAGAACGAGCAGGAUGCGGCCGAAGUCCUCCGUCUGAUGUGGUACUCGACCGUGAUGGGAACGACGACGUACCGCGUGGGCUGCGAGUGCGCCUGGGACGACCACCGAGCGGACUUCGAGGAGAUUGUCCGCAUCGGCGAGAAGAUCGUGUCGGACCCGGACCGCUACCCGGAUGAGCUAUCGAAAACCCUCUGUCUCGAUUUCGGUUUGCUAUACCCGCUCCACGCUGUGGCUUGGAAGUGCCGCUGGCCGCGCCUCCGUCGCAAAGGAUUAGAUCUGCUGCGGCGGAUGCCGAGAAAAGAAUGGUGGUAUGAAGUAAGCCACUACCACGUGGUAUUUACACAGAUCAUGGAGUUCGAAGAAGCAGGUCUGGAUCCGGACGAGGUCGCUGCCACCGAGGAUGCGUCCGUCGUUCCCGAGCAUGCCCGCGUGCAUGAUUUCUACACGGAACCGACAUCCACGAAGGCCAACGGAUACACACUUCAUAAACUGACAAUGUUGACCAAGCCGGAUGGUCUGGAGGGAGGGUGGCAUUCCACAACGGAAGACCUGUGGUUACCCACGCCGCCCCAAGACGGCGACCCAGUUUCACCCUUCAACCUGUUCUGUUGCAAAGACUGGGCGAAGGCUGAGCUGUCGAACACCCAGACAGUGAAUAUGGUGACAAAUGCUGUGCUGGGACCUCAAGAGUCACCGGGAACUCGAUCUGACGAUUCCUUCAACGGGAAACGCUCAAUCCUUAUGGCACCGAUCUUAAAACCGACCUCCGCAACCGGGUGGCUUGCCCACAACCGAUAG